Molecule: messenger RNA, 4598 nt
Organism: Anneissia japonica
Lineage: Eukaryota; Metazoa; Echinodermata; Crinoidea; Comatulida; Comatulidae
Product: Golgi integral membrane protein 4-like
Cellular component (GO): Golgi membrane; Golgi apparatus
Source: RefSeq, a predicted model, not a curated record
UUGUUUAUGAACAUAGAUCACGGUUAGAAAAGAUUCUACAAAAGGAGAAAUCCGACCAUAAAAGAACAAAAGAAGAUAAUGAUGUAGAGUUAGGUAGAAUUAAGCAAGAAUCAACGAAUAAGUACAACAGUUUAAAUGCACAACAUAAAAUGCUUAAGAGUCGCCACGAUGAAAUACAAGCCGAGUUUGAUGCCCACAAAGUUGAGCACCAGAACUUAGUCGGUGCCCACGAACGACAGAAGUAUGAACAUCAACAAAAUAUUAGUGAAAUGAAAGAAAAUCAUGAAGUAGUAGUUGCUAACUUACAAGUACAAGUUGAAGAACUUCAAAAAGAUAACGAAAGAGUUCGUAAUAUAAAUAACCAAGCAAACCAGCAGAUCCAAGCUAUACAAGCACAGGCUCAAUACCACAAGAGUGACAGGGAUAGAGCCAUGGAGCUUCAUACUGACACACAGCAAAAAUUGUUAGCUGAACAGCAAGAAAAUUAUCGUUUGAAGUUACAAAUUAAAGAAUUCACAGAACACAACAUGAUGUUGAGGAAACAAGUUGAUCAGCUUUCACAGUUGAAUCCAAAUGCACAAGUUGAGCAGCAAAAGGCAAUGCAGCAAGGGCAACAGCAACAAUUUGGACAACAAAAGCAACAAUUGGGACAGCAAGGGCAACAGUUGGGACAACAAGGGCAACAGUUGGGACAACAAAGGCAACAGUUUGGCCAACAAGGGCAACAGUUUGGCCAACAAGGGCAACAAGUUGGACAAAAUGUUGGCCAACAAGGGCAACAGACUGAACAAAAAGACAAAAAGUAUGAGCCACCAUUUGCAGUGCAAUACCAGAAAUUUAAAGAGCAACAGAUUCAACAAUUAAAUAAUAUGGGACAGCAACAAAUGUUGCCGGGACAGCAACAAAUGUUGCCACAACAACAAAAUAUAGGGCAAAUUAUACCGGGUGCUGCCAAUCUACCAGUGAACGCAAGGGGCCAGACUGGUCUUGAAGAAAGAGAUAACAAUAAGGAGGAGGAAGAAGAUGAGGAUGAUAGGGGGAAAGGAGCAGCAGGUGAUGAAAGUAAUGUCAAAGACGGCUAUGUAGGAAAAUACAAGCAUAAUAAGGAUCAAGAUUUGGACGAAAUUGAUGAGAAAGAGAGAGAGCGAGUAAGAAUGGAGAGAGAAAAACAACAAUUUGAGUUGGAGAGAGAGAAGGAAGAACAAAGAGUCAUUGCUGAGGAGGGCCAACAGGAGAAUGAAUACGAUCAAAAUAUGGUUGGCAACAAAGAUGAAGUUGAAGAUGAGGAGGAUGACAAGGAAAACAAUGGUAACUACAAUGGCGAACAAGACUAUCAACGACAACGUCUUGAACAUAUACGUGAACAGAAGGCAUUAGAGGAGAAGGAGAAUGAAAAUGCUAAUGAAGGAGAUGCCGAUGAAGAUGAUAAAGGCAACGUACUACAGCCGGACGCAAAUGUAAUCAACGGUAACCCACAAGACCAAGAGGGUGCUGAAGAAACCCAACAGAAAGAGGAAAAUUAUAAACAAAGACUUGCUGAGCGUGAGCAGAAAAUACGGGAGCGGGAUGAGAAGAGACAGCGGGAAAGAGAACGAGAUGAGAAGUUGAUGGAAGCUGAAAAGGCUCGGCAGGUGAUGUUGGCCCAGGGCUUGGGCCAGGAGGAGACUGAGAGAAGACUGGCAGAGAUGUACCCUAAUAUGUACCAGCAGGACGAAGGGAAUGAAGGUGAUGAUGGGGAUGAGCGCCAGUCCAAAGCAGCUAAUGGUGGUGACGGUGGAGAAGAUAGCGAUGACGAUCCAGCCAAUAACAAUAUUGCUAGAGAAAGAGAAAAUCACAGACAGGAAGCAGAAAAGCAGGUUGCCAUCCAACCACAGCAGGGCGAUGAAGAAGAUAACGAGGAUGAGGAUGAUGAUGAGGAAGAUGAAGAUUACAAUGAAAAACUGCAGCAGCAACGAGAGAGGCAUUUAGCAGAACAGGAGCAGCGCAGACAAGAAAUGUUCCAAGGAGAGGAACAAAAUGAGCAUGCUGAUGAAGUGUUUAAUCAAAAAGGGGGUGAAUUAGGGAAUCAAGAAGCACAAGGUGCACGACCAGUUGAUGACCCCGAUGAUGCUAAUAAUAAUGAGUAUCGUGAAAGAGAAGAAGCUGAUUUUGAUCCAGGCCAAGAGGAGGAAGAAAAGGAAUAAAGGUUGCCCUCAUAAUCUGCAGAUAUAUCAUUGCUGUACCUGUCAACCAUCCGUAGUCAUAUUUACGCAGUAGUGGCAGAAAGACCGUUGUUACUUGUGAAAAAUAGUAGUAAGCAGACUUGAACAUGGUUGCCAUUUCAUGCAAGUUAUAAGCACUUUUUUAACUCUUUGAUUAUCUGUUUUAUAAUUAUUACAGUGGCGGAUCCAGAGAAAGGGGGGUCCCCCAAAAGUUGGGCCUAUCGAGACAACACUAUUCUAGGGGGAGCGGGCAGGUCCCCCGCAAACAUUUUUGUGUUCUAGACGCCCGAAAAUAACAUUUGAUGUAUUUUGGGCUAUAUUUUUCUCUUUCUUUCUCUUUUUUUUUUUUUUUUUCCUUUCACCCACACCCCCCCCCCCCCCUCUAAAUCCGUCCCUGAUUAUUAAGCACAAUUUGAUGAACAGUCGGAAUAUGUUUUCUGGUCACCAGUGUGUAUUUCUUUAACACUGUAUUUUUCUUUUCAUCUUUUUUUCUGCUAAGAGAACUCAUAGAGUUGUGUAUUAUAUAAAUCCAUAGAUUUUAUCAAAUGCAAUAUUUGUUUACAAUGACUGGAAGCAUAUCUUAUACUUUUGCUUGAUGUUUGCCGAGAAAAGGUUUUGUAAUGUCUUCCACCACUGUUGAAGUCAACAGUCGCAUUUGAAACUCAUCUACAAGUUUUUAUGAGGGUGCUAAAGUAGAAAGGUAAUAAGAUGUUUCAAAAUUCCUAAAUAUUUGGGCAGUUAGAAAAAAUAGCCUUUGUCACAUGGCAUUGGUUGCAUUCCCAGGGCUGCUUGCCCAGUUCUGUAGGAUGAUGGUUACAGCAUUCUGUUGAAAAUACCUAUAAAUCAUUCUGUUGUAUGAAGUAUAUUAAGUUUGUAUACCGCAUACAUAGAUUAUAGGCAUAUGAUUGGUUAAAAAGCGAGUAAUAAAUUCAACCAUCACUCCUAUAACGUAGGUAGUAUGAUAGUUCAUGAAUUCAUGGGGAAAAGUGCUUUUUUUCUCCCUAUCGUGACGUAAUCUCUAGACCUUACUUAUAACGUUGCUUUGUAAUUUAUGACAUGCUCGGACAAUCCUCUACGACGAGAUAAAUUGGCCCUUUGACCGGCUAGGUAGGAGGUAGGCCUACCCUUUUCAUUACUUUGUUUAGGCCUCGUAGAAGCUAUGUAUAAGGUAUAUAAAACAAAGUGCUACAUUUUUAAGGUUAACUAAAUGGUAGAAAGGGAAGAAAAUAUGAAUGAUUAUUUAAAUAACCAUGUCUGUGGAUUUGUGUAGGGGAUAAUGGUUUAUCAUGGUAUGUGAUAGGUGUAUAGGGGAGCGUGUGAUGGUGUGUCCGAGAUGUAUGUGAUGAUCACAUGUAUAUACAGUACUGUAUCCUCUGCAUUAAUUUAACGUAUUUUGUUUAAUUUUUUAUAUGUCAGGUGCAACCUAAGAACACAUCCAGAUACAUAUGUAUGGACAGUACAGUAUGCAUACACAUACACAUAAUAAACAAUAUAAAGACAGUGUAACACAAAAUUGUAUUCAAAACACAAAUAAUUUGCCUUGACUUCAAGACUAUAUGAUCAUACUCUAUGUGUAUAUUAUUAUUUCUCUAGUACUUUAUAGUGUCUUAGGGUGUGUGUCUUGGUAUGUCCAAGGGUGUAAUUAUGUUUGAGUGAUAAGAUGAAAGUAUGCAUGAUUGGCAUACAGUGUUACCUCUGCCAAGUGAGUGUAUUUUGUGUGUGUGUGUGCUAAAACUUUUUUCUUUAAUGAAAAACAAAUAUUUGUAACAAAUGCAAAAUUAGAAUUUGAGUCUAUCAAGUAGAGUGUUGAAAUAAUGAACUACAAACAUGAUUGUGUUAUUGUUGUAGGAGUGAAAUAAAUCUUACCCCUAAAAUAGUAGGAUUAUCAUAAAAGAUUUACUUUUUAAAAUAAGUUGUCCAGUUAUUUAACUUAGAUUUGCAUGCAUCUUGAUGUUGCCCUUGUAAAAUAAUGAUAUUUGAUUAACCAAUUAAUUGUGGACUUAACUAAAGCAGGAAUCAUUCAAAAAAUUCAAUGAAAUGUCAAUCUGAAGUUUAACAUUUUUUAAAGAAAAAUAUUUAUUUUUAGUACCAUUUUUUCUAAAUUUUUACCUUUAUUUAUUCAGAUUCCAAAAUGUUCAACCUGUUUUUGUGUUACCCAAGUAGAAUUUGGAUAUCAGGGUUAGUUGGUUGGUCGGUCGGCAUUUAGUCUUUUUUUUUUACUGUUCUGCAGCUUAUUGGCAACUAUCAGUUGGGAAACUGUUAAAGCUGUUUUGUCCCUUGAAAAUGACAACAAAUCAUAAAAAUAUUUUGAAAUUAACUUGCUCAUUUUGGAAUAACAUAUAAAUUAUUAAUUCAUAGAAAUUAUUGAAUUUUAAAAUGUGUACCAUGAUUUUUAAA